ACGUUAACUGCAGUAGACUAGCUAGCUAGCUAGCUAGUAUUGUUGAAGAUAAAAUAUGGGUGAAGUUACGUUACAAGUUAACUGGUAUCAGACUCUCCCCCAGGUUGCGGGCCCAUAAGCAUGUCCACAGAUGACAGUAUCUCUGAGGAUGUGUCCAGCCUGGGGGCCCUGAGCCACUGCCAUGCCGAUGCCAACGGGGAAGGGGGUAAGGAGAGUGAGUCCUCAGAGGGCACCUCAGCAGCCUCUGGCCUGGGGCUGGGACUUGAACUUGGGUUGGGGCUGGCCAGGACAGAGGAACGCAACACCACCUCCAAGACUGCAGGGGGAACCGUAGAUGGGAGAGCUGAAGACAUCACACCAGCAUGCAGUCUCCCCAACAAGAUCAGGAGCCUGUGUCUGAGUACGGAGGAGGCCUUUGGGCCUGGCAAGAGCCUCCCCUUCAUCAACCCCUCCUCCCUGGAGACCCUCAGAGCCUUGGUCCAGGAGAUCCAGAGUAGUGGGGAGACUGACCCGGAGAUGUGGAAGGACUGUGAGGGCCGAUGGCUGCAUCUGUUCCAGCUAGUAGAGAAACAGUACCAAGAACAGAUCCUGGCUCAGCAAGAACAGUACCAGUGCCAAAUACAGCUGAUUCAGGAUGAGAUCAAAGCCUUGGUUCAGCUCCAGAACCGCCAGACCAGCACACAGAUGCACCACGAUUACCCAUAUACCCCUACUGCUACCACUAACACACAGACACAUCACAAUUACCCAUCUACUCUGUCUACUGUCACACAGACACACCCAGACUACACCUCUUCCCCUGUUGUUACUACCAACCACCCUUCACCCUCCACGGACCUUCCCAAUGGGAACUCGCCUCUCUCUGCUCCCCCCACCUCCCUCUCUGUCCCACAACCUGUUCUGAGCCUCACCUUCCCUCUACCCCCAUCCCCUCGGCCAGGGCCGGUCACCCCAAGAGAGAGGUGGGCUGAGGGGGCAGGGACGGUGCUGAGCAGUGGGUACGGGACCCUGUCAGCCUGGGGGUCAUGGCUGGAGGGGACAAAGACUCUGGGGGGAGUAGAGGAGAGAGGCCGGUGUAUAGAGGAGCCUGGCUGGUCCCUUCACCUCCAGGACUACACAGAGACCAUUCUGAUUGGCCAGGAGGGUCAGCAGAGGAGUGCCUCGGCCAAUGAGGUGGCUCCUAGAGACAAUCCUAGUACACCACCUGAGCAGCAGAGAACCUCCAGCCAACCGCUGACCUCUUGGGCUCAAAGACAGAGACGCAGCAAACCCAAGAAGAGCAGGGUGGGGCAGGCCCAACCUCCCCUGGCCUCCCCCUCACCCCUCCAGGCCCCGUCCCCGGGCCAGAGCGGCCCUCAGACCUCUUCCUCCCAGGAGCAGCAGCCCUGCCCCAGGCAGAGCCCUAGAGACGGCCCCCUGGAGAACACUGACCUCCAGGACCAGCAUGGGUCGGCUGCUACCUUCAAUAACUCCUUCCCUCUGAAGAGAAGUGACAGCCUCAUGUCUGAGGCCUCAGGUCUGACGUACUGGCGCCUGGAUGAAAGUGAGCUCUACCGCCCCCUACCUGACAGCUUUGACAGUGGAGCCUACCUCCUGCUGCAGGAGGCAUCUAUCAGUCUGACCUCUCCAGAGGACCAGAAGCUGUCUCUCAGAGAGAUCUACCACAACAAGCAGAGAACUACUGAAUCUAAACACUGGGACCGCUCUCUCACCUGCAGCCCCACGUCACCACAGGUGUUAACUCUAGAUCCCAGCAUUCAGCUCCGUCAAUCAGAUCGAACCUCCGGUUUCACCUCGCCCUCCCACUUCAGCAGCCCCUCUUACCCCACCCAGCCGCACCUCUACCCCCGCGUUGACACCUCCGUCAGCCCAGACAGCAUGGCCGAGGGCAGUGCCAACCCCGGGGACACAGACUGCACCUCCAACGCCUCCAGCCUCUCUGCGGUCGCACCUAACCUAUCCAGAGUGGCCUCUGCUCGGAUAAAACUGGCCCCGUCGUCCCCCUCAACCUCCAAGCCCAGCAGCCAGCAACGCAAGGCCUUAGCCACUCAGGCCAGCGAGGAGGAGGGGAGCCGCACACACACCAGCACCCUGAAGCAACUGUCUGGGAGGCAGACGCACUCACACACACUCUCCCAGGGCAGCCCUCGUAUGGAGAAAGCGGCGUCACUGGAAGACCCUGUGGUUGUCUCUCUGCUGAGAGAGAAGCUGAGGGAGAAACACUCUCGUCAUGUAGCCGAUCUGAAGGCUUACUACGAGGCAGAGAUCAAAGUCCUCCGGGACAAACUGGACCUGAGAGACCUGCCUCACGACCUGGAGCAGAGCAACAACACACUCAGACAGAGGUGUGCUCAGCUAGAGCGAGCUCUGUCUGAAGCCAGCAGCCGUAUCCAGGAGCUGGAGAACAAGAACACCAUCCUGGAGAAACAACUGGCUGACUGGCCGGAGCACUACGAUACAGCCUGCUCCACGGCAACGUCCCUGCAGCAGCGAUUGGACGAGAGCAGGCAGUCAGGCAGGGAGAAGGACUCCUCGGCCGGCCGCCUCAGGACCCGUGUCCGGCAGCUAGAGGAGGCCUUGGAGAACGCCUGCAGAGAAACACAAGAGAAGGAGGCCAGGAGGGAGAGGGAGUACAAGAUGCUGCAGGACCUUCUGGGAGAGUAUGACUCUCUGAAGAAAGACCACGAGGGGGUUAAGGACAACCUGGUGUCUACAGAGAACAAGCUGUGUAAUGCUAAUGAGCAGAUUUCUGAACUAAAAAGGGUGAUCUGUAAGCUGGAGAGCCAGGUGAAUCAGCUUGAGCAUGAGAACCAGGCCAGGAAUCGCCAGGCUGUCCACAACCACACACAGCCCUCUGGAGCCGGUCUGUACCACCAUCCGGACCUGCUGCUGUCGCCCAGCAAACACCCUUGGCAACCAGAAUCCUCCUAUAGAAUUUCUCCUUGCCCUCGAACUGACCAAUCACACAGCACUAGGAAGUCUCCCUGUCCUCAAGCCGACCAAUCGCAGAGUUACAGGAUGUCCCCUUGCCCUCAAACUGACCAAUCAGGCAGCUCGGGUCACUUUACAGACCACACUGGCAGCAGGAGGUGUUCAUCCCCUCCAGAGCGUGAACAGGACCAGGGUGAGGGUGUGAGGGAGGCUCGGGGGCCUCUGACCCCACUGAUGAGGGCCCUGAUAGAGCUGGAUGAGAGCAGGACCACUGAGGACCAGGCCCCCUGUAAGACCAGCCACAGUACCACUGACUCACUCUCACUGGCCUCCUGGUUGGGCAGCCGGAGGCCUAUUGUUGGCUUUAUAGAGAGAAACAACAGAGAACCACCAACACAGGACAGGGGCAGGGCUGUGGAGGACAGGGGCGGGACUGGACAUGAGAGUGGUGCUGCCGGAUCUGAAAGAGGCAUGGUCUGUCUGAAUAGAGGCAGGGAUGGACCGCCCCAGGGUGUGGCUUCUCCUGGAAGGGCUGUGUCUGGGACAUUCAGGGGUGUGUCUCUGCUAAGAGCCCAGAGAAGUCUGUCACCAGAAGGCCACAGGUCCUCCUCUCUGCCCCCCCGCGCCCAGAGGGUCACCUUCCCCCCUACUACACCCACUAAGAGAGAGACUCUGAUGAUGCCUCUGUCGGCUAAAUCCAGCCCCAAACGCUGUCCUACAGAGAACUACUCCACUGCCUUUGGCAAUCCACCACCACGACAACAGCAGCUACACAACAGGUUUGACGUGGCGUUAGACCAGAGACGCCACUCCUUCCACAACUCCAGCCCCAGGAAGAGACUGUUUUCAGAUGCCACCCAGCGGUCAUCUGGUGGUUCAGUGGAGUCAUCGGGCAGUAUUGAGCCCCAGGAGGGUGUGUGUGGGCUGGGCUGGGAGGAGCAGGGGGCUGGGGUGUCAGGCUCAGACCUCCAGGACCCCGGGACAGACCUACAGACCAGGCUCCACUCCCUGGCCGACGCUGAGAGGCUGUUUGACGAACUCACUAUGGAGAAACAACAGAUUGAGUCAGCGUUGAGCCGGAUGCCUGGAUCUGGUGGGAGGGUGAGCCUGCAGACCAGGUUAGAUGAGGUGGCCUUAGAGAACCGUCUAGAGAGUGUAAAUCGUGACCUGGGUUCCAUCCGCAUGGCCCUGAAGAGGUUCCACGUUCUACGCUCCUCUGCCAACAUAUAGCAAUGUUUUUAUUAGAUGACGUCAUAGGUAGGGUCUAGGGUUUUUCCUGGUCAGAUUGCAUGGUCAGGAAAAACUCCUGUUCCUAGUUAUAGAUGAAUAAAUGUCACAGUUUUCUGUGAAGUAGUUUGAUAAAGAACCCUGAUUGUCCUCUCUUAAUUCGCAGGUUGGCAUUUAUUGAGAUGACUCAUGUACUCGAGCAGCUCUGCAGAGUGGUCACACUAGCUGGCACAUCCACAAUGUCAUAAAAUCUGAUUUAAAACCUAACCUUAACCACACUGCUAACCCUAAUGUCUAACCUUAAAGGGACAUUUCAA
Coregonus clupeaformis (lake whitefish) is the source of this 4475-nucleotide messenger RNA. RefSeq names its product M-phase phosphoprotein 9. NCBI's taxonomy places the organism in Eukaryota, Metazoa, Chordata, Actinopteri, Salmoniformes, Salmonidae. The coding region runs from base 121 to 4161 and encodes 1346 amino acids. Gene Ontology annotation, cellular component: centriole. The transcript has 23 exons. The record is from RefSeq and is a predicted model, not a curated record.